AUGAGGGGCAUAUGGGCAGAAAGCUGCCGCAAAUUUAAAAUUAUGAACCAACCUGUCAUCCUUUAUGCCUUAGAACGGCGCCAAAACGGCGCCAAGAAUGUGUUUCUCACUAAGUCAGAUGUAGAGGGCAUCAUCCGGAUCAAGCAGGGCGACCAGCAGGCGCCCUCAGGCCGGCGGCGGCGGGGUGCGGGAGGGGGGGCGGCAGUGCAGGGCGGCACCAAGAACUACAGCAAGAAGGUGCUGCAGUUCUUCCAGGUGCUGAAGGGCGCUGGCGGUCAGGACAUCCUGUGCCGCUGCGUCAAGCGCAGCGGAGAGUGGCGGUGGUGCCCCGUGGUGCCGCUCGAGGAGCUGCCCCGAGUGAUCAAGGAGCACCACGAGCGGGCGACUGGCUUCAGCGGUGUGGAGAAGCUGUACACACAUAUCAAGCGGCCCUUUGGCGUGACCAUGUACCGGCUGCGGAGCGGAGCUGGAGUGGUGGAGGGUAUGCAUCAGGCCAGCAGGCUAUCUAAGGCGCCACCCAGCCUGGCCAGCGAGCUGACCUUCAGCGGCACGGCGCAGCGAGGAGUGCCUGUGGUGUCUCUCAAUGUGGCGAUGGCGGCGCAGCCCGGCGGCGGCAAGGCAGCCGUGCGCUGCGGCUGCCGCGGCGCCUGCACCCGGAACUGCAGCUGCAAGAAGAAUGCUGCCGCGCUGCCGCUGCCGCUGCCGCCGCCUCACGAGCUCUGGCAGCACGCUGUCGUGACCUCGGAUAAGGACCUUUUCGUCGUGUACGCUCUCAAGGCCUUGGAGUCUUACAACUAUUUCUCCUUGUCGCGCUGCCUGACCCUCUAUCUGACUGAGGAGUUUGGUGUCAGCGACUACCGGGCAGGCUUUUUUUACGGCGUGUGGGGAACCCUGCUGACUGCCUAUGGGUUCCUGCUGGGCGGUGCUAUCGAUUACCUAGGUGUGCGUCGCUCCCUGGUGCUCAGCUUCCUCCUCAACUGCUCCAGCAGGCUGGUCAUGGCAGCCACACAGUCCAGGACGCUGCUGCUGAUCAUGCUGCUGGGCCCCAAUUGUAUUGCCGGCAGCUUGGGCGUGCCGGUGAUGACCAUCGGGAUCAAGCGAUACACACAUGAGGGCAACCGCGGCUUUGCCUUUGCCCUGUUCUACACCCUGAUGAACUGCAGCGCGUUGACUCAGGUUGCAUAA
Messenger RNA from Chlorella variabilis, 1185 nucleotides. RefSeq lists its product as hypothetical. Gene Ontology annotation, molecular function: transmembrane transporter activity. Bases 1 to 1185 code for a protein of 394 amino acids. Gene Ontology annotation, biological process: transmembrane transport. The record is from RefSeq and is a predicted model, not a curated record. The transcript has 10 exons. Lineage: Eukaryota; Viridiplantae; Chlorophyta; Trebouxiophyceae; Chlorellales; Chlorellaceae.